UUUUCCAGCCAGCUUGUCUCCCGCGCCUCAUCACAUCCGAAAAAGCCCGUCUGUAGGCGCCACCCCGCCAGCCUCUGUGGGAGGAGCUUACCUUCAUCCUGCAGAAGUAAAGGAAUAACACUCUGCGACCAGCCACUAUGUGUGUCAGAGGACCGUCUGAGCUCCCAAAGUGGAUGACUUCUCCGAAUCUAGUGUUUGUAUUACUGACUGAGAUAAAAGAAAAUUUGGUUUGCGUCUCCGUCCCAAGUUAGGACGUGGUUUUUGUGGGAGAGAAUGCCGGCGAGUACGAGUAAAAACUCCGAUUUGGAGUUUGACUACUUGCAACCGUGUUUCUACCCGGACGAGGACGACUUCUACUUCUGUGGUCCUGACUCUGCACCACCGGGGGAGGACAUCUGGAAGAAAUUCGAGUUGUUGCCCACUCCGCCCCUCUCUCCAAGCCGCGCAGCGCUACAGGGAGAGCCGGUGAUCGGCUCUCCGGAAGCAGAUCCGCUUGGCUUUGGAUUGGGGGACCCGCUGGACUGGGCUUCCGAACUGCUGUUCCUGCCCGAGGACGAUAUUUGGGGAGCAUCGGAGGAUGGAGACCUGUUUGGGUCCGUUUUGGAUACAAACCCCAACAGCAUCAUUUUACAGGACUGUAUGUGGAGCGGCUUCUCUGCCAGGGAAAAACUGGAAAGGGUGGUCACGGAGAAGCUGGGCAAGGUGAUUUCUACGUCUUCAACGGGCGGGAGGAACGUGUACAUCAAGGCGCAGGAGGAGGCGAGGGGCAGCCCGGUGUCUGAGUGUGUGGACCCCACAGUAGUGUUCCCCUUCCCUGUCAACAAGAAGAACAGCAGCAGGGACACACCUGGGACCGUUAUGAUUGCCGCAAUCACCGCGAGCGCACACAGUGACUCAGAGGAGGACGAUGAUGAUGAAGAGGAAGAUGAUGAAGAUGACGAAGAGGAGGAGGAGGAGGAAGAGGAGGAAGAAGAAGAGAUAGAUGUUGUUACAGUGGAGAAAAGGCGCUCCACAGUCAAUAAAGCAUCAAUGCAAUCAGCAGCUUCAGUUCAUCUGAAAAGCCAAGAUGCAAGAGGAACCAGCCUGGUGAGCCGGUUCAGCAGCCGAGCCCCUCAGGAGCUCAUUCUGAAGAGAAGCUCUGUCCACCAGCAGCAACACAACUAUGCAGCCCCGUCACCGUAUGCCUCAGAUGAUGACCCUCUCCCACCUCCAAAGAAAGCAAAGACGUCAGACACACCGCGGCCUCCAACUAGAACAGCCUCCUCGUGUUCCUCCUCAUCCUACAGUUCAGUAAGCAGCACAUCUGGGUCACGAAACAAGCGCAGCAACAGUGGCGACAGCAGCCCACGAGGCAGUUCUGACUCCGAGGACAGUGAGCGCCGACGAAACCACAACAUCCUGGAGCGCCAGCGCCGCAAUGACCUUCGUUCCAGUUUCCUUACUCUGCGUGACCAUGUGCCAGAGCUGGCACACAACGAGAAGGCGGCAAAGGUGCUGAUCCUAAAGAAAGCCACAGAGUAUGUGAGUUCACUAGAGGUGGAGGAGCUGAGGCUGCAGCAGGAGAAGGACAGACUCCAGUCUCGCAGGCAGCAGCUGAUGCGCAGACUGGAGCAGGCUAGGACUCGCUAACAGACAUCAGCCACAACAACGAAACACUCACAUACACCCCGGAUGACCCCACCCACCUACAACUCCUGCCUCAAGUCAGUCUGAAAUAUGACAGGCUUACAUCCCAAAGGACAGGCACAGAGGCCCACACAACUGUUGCACACUCAAACAGACGUCAGAGGAUCUUGAUGCAGAAAUGUCAACAGCUGGAGGAGGAGGGGGGUGGGUAAAGGGAAAAGGGGGGUUUCUGGUGGGUUUACCUGGACUUUCACUGCCGCCACUUUUUUUGCACAUUUGUUGACAUUAAGAAUGUUUAGGGUUUUACUUUACAAUCCAGUCACAUCGAGGAACGAUUAAAAGAGAAUGGACGGGGAAAAAUAGGUGAUGCUUUUUCAGGCGACCUUUCGCCUGCUUUUUAUAUCAUUUCUAUUUGUUUUUUAUUUUGUACUCACUGUGACACCAGCCUGGAAUUUUUUCGAUUCCGUACAGGGAUGUGUGUUAGAGGGCACUUUGCUUGGAGACUUCAUAUACAAGAAGCGGUGCACACUUAUUUUGCCUUCACCACUGCAAAGACUUUUAUGACUGAGGCAUUAUGGGUCACAGAAGCAAUGCCACUACAGGUUGUCUUUGUCUCACUCCUCACACUGGUGCUCAAAACCAAGUCAGUGGAUGUAUAACUGUGCACCUUGCUACCCGACACUUUUGUAUAUAACAGUGUACAGACAAAAUACAUUCAUAUCUGCCUUGUUUUGUAAGAGUUUGUCCCUGUUUUUACUUUUUUAUAUAUAUGAAUAUACAAGUCAGGAAGCUGCCAAUAGACUGGAAGUUUAUAUACAUUUAAAAGUACUGUAAGGCCUCAAUUCUGAAGGUCAUAAAACUUUGUAAUAUAACUUUUUUUUCUCUCUUUUUGUAUUCUACCCUAUUACUAAUUCUUCCCAUGUUUAUGCUUUUAGUGUGAACUUGAUACAUACUAAAUUUAAUACUUAUAUUUUCGUAUGAAAAUGAGUUUCUGCUAGAUAUCAGUUUAUCUUUUUCUCUCAUAUCUCUGAUAAUUCUUUUGUACAACAAAUUUGUCCCAUCCUCAAAUACCUGGACUCUUUUUUUAUUGGUUUUGUUUCCCCCUUUUUUGUUUAUGUUUGUAACUAUUGGGUGCAUAGAACUGGGUAAACUGAUAUAAAACGUUUUCUUCUUUUAAUUUUUAAAAAUGUACAUUUAGUGCUGCAACUCAUAGCACUUUGAAAUACCUCAUUUUUUUGGAAAAAUAAAUAGAAUUCAUGAAAUCAUCA
Messenger RNA from Oryzias latipes (Japanese medaka), 2894 nucleotides. It is a transcript of the gene mycn, whose product is annotated as MYCN proto-oncogene, bHLH transcription factor. Lineage: Eukaryota; Metazoa; Chordata; Actinopteri; Beloniformes; Adrianichthyidae. Gene Ontology annotation, biological process: regulation of DNA-templated transcription. Gene Ontology annotation, molecular function: protein dimerization activity; DNA-binding transcription factor activity. The record is from RefSeq and is a predicted model, not a curated record.